Mesorhabditis belari is the source of this 1164-nucleotide messenger RNA. The record is from the annotation of a GenBank genome assembly. Lineage: Eukaryota; Metazoa; Nematoda; Chromadorea; Rhabditida; Rhabditidae.
AUGCCUCAAGUAAAAUGUGCCGUUCCAUCUCAAAUUACCAAAUAUUUUCUCCUAUUUGCUCAAACACUCGACUUUUCGUCAAAUUCUUGCAUAAAUAUUUCAAUUUUGAUUCUGAUUUUAUUUAUUCAAUUGUGUCAAACUGAUCAACGAGAUUCAACCAAUUACACUCGAUUCGGUGUCGAGGAAGACUAUUCAACAACUUUGAAUGCUGCAAAUCGAUUGUACAAAGAGCUUUUUCAAAAUCGCAAUUAUUACAAAGAUUUGGUACCAUUGAAUGCACGUUUAAAUGAAAAUUCAACGGUGAAACAACGAUUGCCGAUGACGGUGACGCUACAAAUUUUGUAUGUGAUCGAUCUGGAUGCAGCUCGACAAGUUUUAAGAGCUUACAUGGCAUUGGAUAUCACCUGGCAAGAUAUCCGUCUUGCUUGGGAUCCGGAAGAAUUUGAUGGAAUCCCUUCAAUGACUGUCCAAUGUGAUUCACUCUGGAUCCCUGAAGAUUUUAUGAUGAAUAUCAUUGCAAUUGACGAGAUUCAUCCCGAUCGCUUUAAACAAUGCAAAUUCUAUUCAAAUGGCACCGUGAAAUUUGAAGAAUCUUAUAAUGCGGAUAUACAAUGCAGCGUUAAUGUAGCGAAGUUUCCAUUUGACACCCAAGAAUGUAAUAUUCAAUUCGCGACUCCAUCCUAUGAAUGGUAUCAAGUGAAUGCAAGAGGGAAACUCUUCACAAAAUAUGGACCUGGACCUACAUCAGCGGUAGGAAACGGCGAAUUCCUCGUCAAAAAUGUGACAAUGCAAGAGUUCCCUCUCAAUGGAAAUGUCUCCAAUGACGACAUUGUAAUAUACUUUAUCACAAUCAAGCGAGAACCAAGCUUCUACAUUUAUGUGAUAACAAUGCCUUGCUUCCUUCUAACAUUUCUAUCAAUUGUGGGCUGUUUUUGGACAACAAAUGUGGAAGAAAGGCAAUUGGAAAAGUUGGCCAUUGCCCUGACAAGUAUGAUGUCGAUGACAACUUUUGUUGAUAUGGUUUCUCAACAAAUGCCGAAGACCAACCACUUCCCAUUAUUAGGCACUUUUGUCCUCAUCUGUGUUUUCAUCACUUCAGCUGCUUGUGUCGUUGUUGUUAGUAUGACAGAAGAAUAUCCGGUUCUCGGGAAAACGAAAACAUCG